Molecule: messenger RNA, 999 nt
Organism: Puntigrus tetrazona (Sumatra barb)
Lineage: Eukaryota; Metazoa; Chordata; Actinopteri; Cypriniformes; Cyprinidae
Gene: taar15
Product: trace amine associated receptor 15
Exons: 1
Coding region: 1-999 (332 amino acids)
Biological process (GO): G protein-coupled receptor signaling pathway
Cellular component (GO): membrane
Molecular function (GO): trace-amine receptor activity
Source: RefSeq, a predicted model, not a curated record
AUGGAAUUUCUUGAACAUCACUGUCUUCCUCACUGGAAUACAAGCUGUUCACUUGACUUUCAUUUGAAUUAUGUUAAUCUAUUCUUGUUCCUGUACAUAUCCACAGUCUCUGUGCUGACGGUGUGUGGAAAUCUUCUUGUCAUCGUUUCUAUAAUGAUUUUCAAGCAGCUUCACACGCCGGCCAACCUCCUCAUCCUCUCAUUGGCCCUUUCUGACUUCUUGGUGGGAAUCUGUGUGAUGCCUGUUGAAAGCAUUAGAAGCAUUAACUCCUGUUUUUAUAUGGGAAAGUCGCACUGUCAUAUAUUUCAUGUGAUUAUGUCUGUGCUUGGGUCUGUGUCACUCAUUAACAUCAUGCUUGUAGCUAUUGAUCGUUAUUUUGCUGUUUGUGAGCCACUCAUGUAUGUGUCCAAAUUGACAAUUAGAAAAACACUGAUGUGCAUAAGUUUAGGAUGGUCUGUGUCCAUAUGUUAUAAUCUAGUACCAGUGGAUUUAGGGAAUUCAAACCUGACAGGACAAAUUGUUAUCUGUCUAAGGGAAUGUGCAGUGGCUGUCAGCAAUGCCUGGGGUCCAGCCGACUUGAUAGUGAGCUUCAUUGCUCCGUGUAUAAUAAUGUUAAUUUUGUAUGUAAGAAUUCUUACUGUGGCCUUAAGACAAGCUAAAAUAAUUUCCAACACUUCAAAGAAAAAGGAAUCUCAGAAAAAUCUGAAGUCAUUCCGGAAAUCAGAGGUGAAAGCAACCAAAACGUUGAGCAUAAUUGUCCUUGUGUAUUUUAUUUGCUGGGUUCCCUGGUAUAUAAGUAUGCUUAAUAUGAAACAGUUUCAGAAGUCAUCUGUGAUCCUCUCUGCUUUACUCUGUUUGUUUUACACUAAUUCAUGCAUCAAUCCCUUUAUAUAUGCAAUAUAUUACCCCUGGUUCAAAAGGUCAGUGAAGCUAGUGGUUAGCCUAAAAAUACUGCAUACAGUCACUAACCAAAUUAAUUUAUUUACCAAAGACGUUUAA